CAAAAUAGUUCGAUCACAAGAACUUCGAGAAGAUUGAAAGAAGAAAGAAUGCAGAAACGAUAUCUUACGAUAGGAAUUCCUACAAUUUGGCGCCCUCGUACAUAUUACUUGUGGUACACGAUUGAUACAUUACUGAAUGCUACUUCCAAAUCACAGCUGUCACAAAUCUAUGUAGUUAUUUUUCUAUCAGAUUUUAACACAACAUGGAAGGAAAUUACAUCAACAGAUAUAAAGCGCAGAUACAAGGCAUUGGUGUCAAACAAUACUAUUCAAAUCAUAACAGCUCCUUAUAGCUUUUAUCCACAGCUUGAUAACUUGAAACAGACAUUUAAUGACAGUGAAUCCAGAAUGAAAUGGCGUUCAAAACAAAACAUUGAUUACGCGUAUCUUUGGUUGUACAGCAAGAAUAUUUCAAAAUACUACAUUCAAAUUGAAGACGACGUUAAAACGAGUCCAACUUAUUUUGAUGCCAUUAAACAAUUCAUCUCCGUUCAGAAAGUACCCUGGGUAUGCUUGGAGUUUUGUCAACAUGGAUUUAUUGGAAAACUUUUUCAUUCACACGACCUACAAAAACUUGCCAAAUAUAUCUUGUUAUUUUAUGCUGAGCAACCGAUAGACUAUUUAUUGAGAUACUUCAAUUUUAUUCAUUUACAAGACACCAAACGGGAACGAAAACCUAACGUGUUUCAUCAUGUCGGAUUAUAUUCUUCUUUACCGGAAAAGAUUACAUACGUCAAUCCGAGGAUUUUGGAUACAAAGAAAACUUUAAAAGGACAAAAUCCUACUGCUGAAUUAUAUACAACCAUGACGUCUUUACCGAAAUUUGAACUCAAAGCGGCAUAUUCUGUUUACAAUGGAUAUUUCUGGUCAAAUACACCACCAGUUGUGAAUGAUUCUAUAUACGUGGUUUUUAAAAGACCUCAAAGCAUAAAAAGUGUCAUUAUUAUAACUGGAAGUAAAGAGCAUCCGAAAGACCAACUAGAGCAUGCACAGUUAGAAGCAUGUAUGAGGUGUCGAGUAGUUCCCAAAAACAGAAUCAUUUGUUACGAUAACUAUCUCUUAGGGAGGUUUAACAAUGGUUCUGUAGUUGCAAAUGACGUACGUAAAAAAUAUAACUUUAAGUUAUUCGGCUGUUUAAGAUUAACAGUCACCAAAAGUCAGACUUCGUGUCUCAUAAUAAAAGAGAUUGCUGUAUUUGUACGGUAAUUUACCCAUUAUUUCUGUUUGUUUUGUUCACGCAUCGUUGUCAAUAUAAACGAAUUUGAUGCAACUGUCGUACAAGUAAGCGGUUUAGCGCUAUAAAACCAUGAUCUAUCCACCAUUUUCUACAUAAGAAAAUGCCUAUACCAAGUAAGGACUAUGACAGUUGUUAUCCAUUCAUUUGUAAAUUGAUGGGUUAUAGCUUUUGAUGUUGCCAUUUAAUGAGGGACUUUUCUUUAUGAAUUUUCAUCGGAGUUCAGUACUUAUGUGAUUUUACUUUUUAUACGCUACAUAAAGUCAAUUUAUUUAUUUAAUGGCUGUUUGUAUGUUUGCCUUUUUUACCGAAUGUUUCCUACCAAUGCAUGUUAUCCCGUCUUUUGUUAUACUAGUAUCCUUUACCAUUUACUACAUUUUUUUUUCUGCGCUUAAAAAUGGAUAAACGAAGACAACUUGAAUUGUUAAAGAAUUAAUCUCUUUCGAUACGGCAAAUAUAAAAAUGUAUAUAUGUAUACUAAGAGGCUGUCACAAAGAUAGUAAACCAGGUUAAGCUUUCAUUUAAAUAAGUAUCAGCAAAUAAGGCUUAUAACUCGUUAUUUUACAUUUGGAAUUUAAUUAAUAACAUGCAUGUUCACAGCCAUAGAGAUAUACAUUCUACAACAAGUAUAGUCAAAUAACAAAAAUAACGAAUUCCUAGAAAAAUUAUAAACGGAGUUCCUAAGCAAAUGCCUAGCAACUGUCAUAAUCCAGACUUGUACAGGCAUUUUUUUAAAGGUAGAAAAUGGUGGAUAUGUAGGUAUAAAGGGAAACAUCAUAUAUAUUUGAUCCAUUACUUAGUUAUUUGGUUUGAUUA
Messenger RNA from Mytilus trossulus (common blue mussel), 2050 nucleotides. Its product is annotated as alpha-1,3-mannosyl-glycoprotein 4-beta-N-acetylglucosaminyltransferase C-like. The record is from RefSeq and is a predicted model, not a curated record. Bases 49 to 1206 code for a protein of 385 amino acids. Gene Ontology annotation, biological process: protein N-linked glycosylation. Gene Ontology annotation, molecular function: acetylglucosaminyltransferase activity. NCBI's taxonomy places the organism in Eukaryota, Metazoa, Mollusca, Bivalvia, Mytilida, Mytilidae. The transcript is spliced from 2 exons.